AUGAGUUACCAAGUUGAAGUAUAUACAGGAGACAUACUGCAUGCUGGAACUACAGACAAAAUCAGUAUCAAGCUGGUUGGCACUAAAGGAGAAACUGAAAGUAUCAACUUCUCCACUUUGGGAGGCUUUUGGCGUGGAUCAGUGCGCAAGUUUGAACUGAACUCCCCAGCCUCAGUAGGCACUCUCUUACUGCUGGAAAUUCAACUCAAACCUCUCUUUGAUUUUGGAGAGAAUGACUGGUUCUGCUCCAAAGUUAUUGUGACUACGCCUGAAGGUGAUAAGGUCCUGUUCCCAUGUUACCGUUGGUUUAGUGGUGAUGAGAAGCUGGUCCUCAGAGAUGCUCCAGCAAGGACAAUACUAAAGGAAACUUAUGAUAUAAGCAAGGAACAUCGAAAUAAGGAAACUGAAAAACGCUCCACAGUGUUCAGAUGGCAACUAUAUGCAUCCGGCAUGCCCUAUAUAGUGAAGGCAGACAGUCCAGAAGCUUUACCUGAGGAGAUCAAAUUCUCAUUCACCAAGAAAACUGAGUUCGAGCAUACUCAAGCAGCCGCAAUCUUUGAGCUGAAGCUAAAUGAACUUGUUCAUCGGAGAGAGUCAUGGACCAAUUUUGAGCAACUUGAUCAUGUCUUUGCUGAACGAAGGACAGCAAUCUUUGAAUAUGUUCGGCAACACUGGCGAGAGGACGAGUUUUUUGGCUACCAGCUUCUGAAUGGGAUGAACCCCAUGAUGAUCCACAAAUGCUCAGAGUUGCCCAAAAAGUUCCGCGUCACUGAUGACAUGGUCAAAGCCUUUUUACCAUCUGGGAGCAGCUUAAAGAAUGAGAUGAAGCUUGGAAACAUCUUCAUCUGUGACUACAAGCGGCUGGAUGGUCUGCCUGGAAAUGUAAUUCAUAAGGAACAACAAUACCUGACGGCUCCCAUGUGCCUACUCUUCAGUAACCCUGAGGGCAAGCUGUUGCCCAUUGCCAUCCAGCUGAAGCAGGAGCCAGGAGGGGAGAACCCCAUCUUUCUCCCCUCAGAUUCUGAAUCUGAUUGGCUGCUGGCCAAGAUUUUUGUGCGGAAUGCUGAAUUCAAUGAACAUUCACUGCACUUCCAUCUGUUACGUACUCACCUGGUGGCUGAGGUCUUUGCCCUAGCAACCUUGCGCAACUUUCCUACAGUGCACCCCUUGUUCAAGCUCCUGAUACCACAUACCCGCUACACGCUCCACAUCAAUAUCAUGGCUCGACAGAUGCUGGUCUCAGAUGAUGGUUUUUUUGCUGAGAGCACUGCCUUAGGGAAGGUGGGGUUGCUAACGUUACUGAGGAGAGCAUCCUCCACCUUAACCUACAGCUCCCUGUGUCUGCCUGAUGACAUCAAGGCUCGUGGUGUGGAGGGCAUUCCAAACUACUACUACAGAGACGACGGCCUCAAGCUGUGGAACAUCAUCAACAAGUAUGUCGACGGUGUGGUGAGAUACUACUACAAGUCCAAUAAUGAUGUCGUCAAAGACACUGAGCUGCAAAACUGGAUUGGAGAGAUACAUAAGUAUGGCUUCCUGGAGAAAGGGAUCUCGUCAUUCAAGACUGUGGAUGAACUUAUCAAGUUUACUACCAUGGUGAUCUUCACUGUAUCUGCCCAACAUUCUGCCAUCAACAAUGGACAGUUUGACUUUGGCGGAUGGAUGCCCAAUCUGCCCAGUACCCUAAGACGUCCUCCUCCCACCAAAAAAGGAAGCUCAACAGAGGACUCCAUUCUGGAGACACUGCCAGGCAUUGGUGCAACAAUAAACGGAAUGGCUACAGUGUAUGUUCUGAGCAAGACUUAUUUAAUCCGUACCCCACUUGGAUAUUAUCCAGAGGAGCUGUUCAUUGAAAAGACACCUCUCGAGAUGAUGGACAAAUUUCAGAAGGAACUGAAGUUUCUCUCCGAUGAAAUUGAGAAGAGGAACCAACACCUUCCACUUCCAUACAUUUACUUAAACCCUAAGGAAGUGGACAACAGUGUUGCUGUUUAA
This is a messenger RNA of Chanos chanos (milkfish), 1995 nucleotides long. Its product is annotated as hydroperoxide isomerase ALOXE3-like. NCBI's taxonomy places the organism in Eukaryota, Metazoa, Chordata, Actinopteri, Gonorynchiformes, Chanidae. Gene Ontology annotation, biological process: lipid oxidation. Gene Ontology annotation, molecular function: iron ion binding; oxidoreductase activity, acting on single donors with incorporation of molecular oxygen, incorporation of two atoms of oxygen; protein binding. The transcript has 14 exons. The coding region runs from base 1 to 1995 and encodes 664 amino acids. The record is from RefSeq and is a predicted model, not a curated record.